AUGAUGGCCAUGAAGACCUGCUCUCUGCUGUUGGUGCUCUUGUUUCUGGCAGUGGGGCUGGGAGAGAAGGAAGAGUCUUUCUCCAGAUCCCAUGCAAAGGUUCCUGGCUCCCGACCUCUAGGACCAAGGUAUGCAGAGGGAACUUUCAUCAGUGACUACAGCAUUGCCAUGGACAAGAUCCACCAGCAAGACUUUGUGAACUGGCUGCUGGCCCAGAAGGGGAAGAAGAACAACUGGAAACACAACAUCACCCAGAGGGAGGCCCAGGCCCUGGAACUGGCUGGGCAAUCUCAAGGGAAUAAGGAGGCACCAGAGCAGCAGAGCUCCCUACCCAAGAACCCUGGUGAUGAAGAUCUACUAAAGGAGUUGUUGAUUCAAAAGCUGCUGGCCUGGAUGGUGGACCAGACAGAGCUCUGCACACUCAGGUGA
Marmota flaviventris (yellow-bellied marmot) is the source of this 429-nucleotide messenger RNA. It is a transcript of the gene Gip, whose product is annotated as gastric inhibitory polypeptide. NCBI's taxonomy places the organism in Eukaryota, Metazoa, Chordata, Mammalia, Rodentia, Sciuridae. Gene Ontology annotation, molecular function: glucagon receptor binding; hormone activity. Gene Ontology annotation, cellular component: extracellular region. The record is from RefSeq and is a predicted model, not a curated record. Gene Ontology annotation, biological process: regulation of insulin secretion; response to starvation; regulation of fatty acid biosynthetic process.